CACUUGCCCAUCUUGGGAAUCCCAACAAGUCAUCCCCUCUUUUCUGACUUCAUUCUCCUUUUUUAGUCCCAGGACCAAAUUACCAUUACAGGGUAUGAAAAGAAUACAGAAGCUGCCCGGGAUGCUAUAUUAAGAAUUGUGGGUGAACUUGAACAGAUGGUUUCCGAGGACGUCCCCCUGGACCACCGUGUUCAUGCCCGUAUCAUUGGUGCCCGUGGCAAAGCCAUCCGCAAAAUCAUGGAUGAAUUUAAGGUGGACAUUCGCUUUCCACAGAGUGGAGCCCCAGACCCUAACUGCGUCACUGUGACGGGGCUCCCGGAGAAUGUGGAGGAAGCCAUUGACCACAUCCUCAACCUGGAAGAGGAAUACGUGAGUCCCUGGUGGGCGGGGCCCUCAGGGAGGCCUCUGGCUCUGACUGGCACAUCCAGGGGCUGGCCAG
Molecule: messenger RNA, 439 nt
Organism: Carlito syrichta (Philippine tarsier)
Lineage: Eukaryota; Metazoa; Chordata; Mammalia; Primates; Tarsiidae
Product: vigilin-like
Exons: 2
Molecular function (GO): RNA binding
Source: RefSeq, a predicted model, not a curated record